CUAUAUGGUUCUGCACCCCAACCAAGCGUGGGUCAUGCACAUGCGGAAAUGCCAGUAGAUUGAACCCGACAAAGGAUAUGGACAGGAUAAUUUCUGAGCCGAAUUAGACUUCAGAUAAACACCGCAUUCGGAGAGAUGAGCUAUUUUAUGUUACAUCUAUAUUAAGAAAAUGCCUAUUUAAUUGCACCACAAGAGACGCGGCUUGCAAAUACGGCUAAUUAUCCUGCAGCUUUUGUGCAGUAGACAAAGUUAACUAGUUGAUCACAUAGGCUAGGUGAACCCCAAGAGUUGUAUUAUCAUCCUGCCUGUCCUCCCGCACUGGCUAUAAAAGUAUGACUUGUGCGGAUCAUUCUUCAGAGUUCAGCCUGGACUGUACAUGCUGCCCUGACGUUGCGUUUCAUCCCUUCUAACAAUUCAGAUUGAAAACAGAAGUAAAGCCGGAAGUCAAUGGAAACAACAGCGCAAGACUUGAGUAACGUCACCCGCCCGGUCGGAUUCUACAUAAGAGGUUUCUACGCGCUAAAAAAAGGAGAAUAUUAUUUUAUAUUUCUGGCGGUUGUUUACGUCGUGACACUUGUGUCAAAUGCAAUCUUGAUGUUAAUCAUAUGCUUCACAGAAACCCUCCACACGCCCAAGUACAUGGCCGUGUUCAGCCUGGCUGUGGUGGACAUUUGUCUCAGCUCCGCUCUCAUUCCCCAAGCUAUCCAUAUGUUUAUCUUUGAUUCAAAAUUCGUGUAUUACAACCCUUGCAUAGCACAAAUAUUCUUCGGUCAUUACUUUGCAGCGAUGGAAUCAUUUUCUCUCUGUGUUUUAGCCUACGACAGGGUCAUCGCUAUAUGUUUCCCAUUAAGAUGCAAUGUUAUAAAUACCCACUGUAAAAUGAUGCUGAUUAUUAUUGUGGCUUGGACAAUUCCGUUCAUCAUGUAUGUGGCGAUGGCUGCCUUGAUUCUCCCACUGAAGUAUUGUAAAUCGACUAUUGUCAACAGCUUCUUCUGUGAUCACGGACCGGUCUUUAAGAUUGCUUGCGGUGAUUAUACUAAAAACUGGUUUAUGGCCAUUAGUAACAUUGUAGUCUUUUACUUUGCUCCUUCUGCCUUCAUAGCUGCCUCAUACAUGUUCAUUAUUAACGCCAUUUUGAAGAUUAAAUCGUCAGAGGGAAGGUGGAAAGCGUUUAAAACGUGUUCUUCGCACUUAAUGUUGGUUGCUAUAUGUUUCGCUCCCUUUUACAUGACCUACAUCGUGGCAUGGGUCAAUGUGAACAUUGAUACGGACACCAGAAUUAUUAACACGUCCCUGGCUACCUGUAUUCCUCCACUUAUAAACCCAAUUAUAUACUCUCUGAAAACCGAAGAGAUAUUGGAGCAAAUUAAAAAGUACCUGAAAAUCAGUUUUCUGAAAAUGAAAACUUCUCCCAGCAGUUGAUAAAUCAUGAGCUCAUGAGUUAGGGUCAAGGGUCAAGAAAAUAGGCGAUAAGCCUUUUUUUACCUAGAAGGAACCCAGUAGACUUCUUAAAUAAGACUGCAAGCGAUCCAGUACAGCUUUCGGCUCAGCAUUUAGGAUCAACAUAACACAAAGAGAAACACGCGAAUUGGAGACUGCCUUGCUAUUUUAUGACCGAUAAAAGUCCCGGAAAGUCCCAGUCUUUAAUUCAAACUUAAAUUAGCUCAAAUACUCCUGGUUGAGAUCUGUGAACUAUUAACACUGGAGAACCGCAAUAAAUAUGACUUAAACCACCUGAUCUGAACAGGACAAGAAGUUUUAAAGACAGCUUCCACGAUUUUCAACCACUAUAGUAUGUUUUGCUUGAGCAGGUGACCAGUAUGUUUUGUCAUAUUUUGAAAAAUAAUGUUUUGAAGUGCCCAGGGCCAUGAACAAAAUCUAAAAUAAUAAAAAUUAAACAAGAAAAAUAAUACGCAAAACAUCUAUUUUUUAAUCUGUAAUGUUGAUGUACUAUAAUUUAAUUGGUGUGCAAUGCUUGUGGAGAUACAUAUUGACAUGUUGACAUGUUAUCACAGUUAUGUCUUGCUAUGGAGCGCGGUUGUAUUGCAUUUGUAUUGUUGCAGAAGAGUAGUUUGUGCACGUUUGUAUGUGUUUGCAAACAAGCAUGUAUGUAUGUAGGCCUAUGUGUAAGAAAGA
Molecule: messenger RNA, 2136 nt
Organism: Conger conger (European conger)
Lineage: Eukaryota; Metazoa; Chordata; Actinopteri; Anguilliformes; Congridae
Product: olfactory receptor 8D1-like
Exons: 2
Coding region: 448-1422 (324 amino acids)
Biological process (GO): G protein-coupled receptor signaling pathway
Cellular component (GO): membrane
Molecular function (GO): G protein-coupled receptor activity; olfactory receptor activity
Source: RefSeq, a predicted model, not a curated record